UGUAGGGAUGAUAAGAAGGAUGGUCUGAAGUUCUACACCGACCCGUCCUACUUCUUCAGCCUCUGGAGGGAGAGAAGAUGCUCCAGGCCACGGAGAACAAGCGCAAGGAGAAGAGGACGGCAGAAGGAGCAGAAACACGUGGAGGAGUCUUCAGGCCGGGAGGUGAAGAAGGUUCGGAAAGCUCGGAACCGGCGGCAGGAGUGGAACCUGAUGGCGUACGACAAGGAGCUCCGCCCAGACGCCCGCAUCACGCCGUCCCCUUACCACGCCUCCACCGGCUCCAUGUCACCUGACAGCUCCCUGCACCAUGACGCCCCGGUGCAUGAUGGGAAGGAUCCCGUCACUGCAGCGCUGGGGGGCGGGGGUCAGACUCAGUCCCUGGACCGUGCCCUCAGACCCUCGUCUGUUUCCUCGGCGGUCGCCACGGCAACAGGCCGCCAACACUCUCUGGGCCGCAACCAGCCGCAUCAUCACCAGCACCCGCCCCCGCUGGCCGGCUCAACCAAUCAGAACGGAGCACGGACUCACACUGCCAAGGAGGCCAAUGAUCAUCAGAUCCCUCCGGCCCCCCCGCCGCCCCCCCCUCUCAUGCCGUCAGCGGGACAGAUCCACCCCGGUGCCAUGGCAACACCGCUGCACCCAGCAACCGGUCCUGGUAACCAAGGUGGUGCUGCUGUCCUCUCUCGCCCCUACAGCCCCUCCCCUCCCCCGCCCCCCCCGGCUAACUACGUCCCCUCCCCCUCCCGGCCCGGAGCCCAGGCCACGGCCCCCCCGCUGCCCCCAGCGAUGGACGGCAGGAAGCCCCCCCCGGGGGGGGUGAACGACGCACGCAGCGACCUGCUGGCCGCCAUACGCAGAGGGAUCCAGCUCAGGAAGGUUCAAGAGCAGCGAGAACAGGAAGAGGCCAAGAAACGAGAGCCAACAGGAAAUGAUGUCGCCACCAUCCUGUCGCGCCGCAUCGCCGUGGAGUACAGCGAGUCAGAGGAGGACUCGGACCCCGAGGACCAGGACUGGUCCGACUGAAUCAGAGGAGGACUCGGACCCCGAGGACCAGGACUGGUCCGACUGAGUCAGAGGAGGACUCGGACCCCGAGGACCAGGACUGGUCCGACUGAAUCAGAGGAGGACUCGGACCCCGAGGACCAGGACUGGUCCGACUGAGUCAGAGGAGGACUCGGACCCCGAGGACCAGGACUGGUCCGACUGAAUCAGAGGAGGACUCGGACCCCGAGGACCAGGACUGGUCCGACUGAAUCAGAGGACGACUUGGAUCAGUCCUGGUCCAACUGAGUCAGAGGAGGACUCGGAGCCCGAGGACCAGGACUGGUCCGACUGAAUCCGAGGAGGACUCAGAGCCCG
Molecule: messenger RNA, 1359 nt
Organism: Etheostoma spectabile (orangethroat darter)
Lineage: Eukaryota; Metazoa; Chordata; Actinopteri; Perciformes; Percidae
Product: wiskott-Aldrich syndrome protein family member 3-like
Biological process (GO): positive regulation of Arp2/3 complex-mediated actin nucleation; actin cytoskeleton organization
Cellular component (GO): cytoskeleton; SCAR complex
Molecular function (GO): actin binding; protein kinase A regulatory subunit binding; Arp2/3 complex binding
Source: RefSeq, a predicted model, not a curated record